Mya arenaria is the source of this 1534-nucleotide messenger RNA. Its product is annotated as cilia- and flagella-associated protein 58-like. Lineage: Eukaryota; Metazoa; Mollusca; Bivalvia; Myida; Myidae. The transcript has 12 exons. The record is from RefSeq and is a predicted model, not a curated record. The coding region runs from base 35 to 1162 and encodes 375 amino acids.
UCGAUGUGAACGCAAGAGCAAGGAAUUCAACAGGAUGGAUUCAGUGGAGCUAUUCCUUUUUAUCCUGAUUUGGGUUUGUACAUUGUGUUUCUUCACUUGGAUCAAGUCACCUAAAGAAGCUAAACCAUCUUCAACAGACAGUAAAGAUACCGAAAGUGAUUUGCCUAAAAUGGUUCCAACAGAAGAGGAGCAGCAAAUGUUUCGAGACGACAAUAUAAAUCCUCGUGUUACAGUGCUCAUCAAUGAUACGAAACGAAUAGAAGAAGAUAUAAAGGCUCGUACAGAGGAGAAAAUACAGCUAUUUAAACGGAUUCAAGGUCAGGAAGAAAAUCUACUAAGAGCUAGAGAAAAUGAAACGAAGCUGAAAGAAAAAAUACAGGAACUGGAGAAGGAAUGUACUGAACUGAGGAAAAGUGGCAAUAAUUUUUAUGACACUCUAGCAGCAAAGGCAAACGAAUUGAGAAGAAAACGAGAGGAGUUAGAAGCUUUGCAAAAUCAAAUUGAAUGCAAGGACAAAGCUUUAAGGGAAUCCGAAGAAGAAUUAAGAUUAAAAGAAAGGGCUUUAAAGGAAUCCAAACUAGAGUUAAGUAACCUGAAAGAAGACCUGGAUGAAGAAUUAAAAGUACAAGUGCAGAGAUAUAAUAGACAGGAAGUAACCAUUCAACAGCUGAAGAAAGAAAAUUGGAGUCAGGGAGUAACCAUUGAACGGUUGAAGGAGGAGAAUUUGAGAUAUAUGGAAGGAACGGCCAAUAAACAGGACGAAUACUGUCGCUUACAUUGGUGGGAAGACUUACAUGUCUCGCUUGAAACGCCUAACGGGACGUAUAUAAGUAUCCAUCCUCCACAUAAUACUAUGUUUCCAACAAUUGUGAAUUCUCUGAAGGAGGAUAUUAAGCACCUACAGAAAAUCCCAAACUCGAGUAUUCCUUUAUUCGGUCUUAAUGUGGACGCUAUCGAUGAAUGGUACAACACCAUUGAUAUAAACCAUGAACUAUUAAGUGGGGAUUAUAGGAUGGUAGCAACUGCUCUUACCAAAGGAUCCAUGGUUUUUGAGAAUGAAUUUGCAGAUUUCAAUGAUGUGGAAUAUACUAAUCAAAACGUCAUUAUUGCAUGGGCUGCGAACGAGUAUGCAAAGCAGCAGUUUUCAUUGACAACUGUUUAAGAGCGAAAGUAAGUGGCUCAAAGAAUUUGGUAAAUAAACAAAGAUUUACACAAACUGAUUAAACGCUUGCAAUAAAAGGAAAUACAGUUUUAUUGAAAACGAAUGAGUAUUUCGAAUGAAUUAAUGAAAGUAUAUGUGUUGCCCGUAUGUAACUUGUACAUUACAGAACACCUAUGAUAUGUCAAAACAGUAACAAUAUAUAAUAAGCAUAGUAAGUGUCAAAACGAUGCAGAUUUUUUAAAAUGAUUAUAGCUGAAUAACGUAUGCUGAGGGAAUCCACCGGACUGUUUCAUGUUAGCUAGUACAGUAAUGCAUUAAUUGUGUAACAGUAUCGUAUUAACGCUUUCGAUAGUAAAUGUAUUAAACUGCAAA